Messenger RNA from Ricinus communis (castor bean), 1433 nucleotides. RefSeq names its product protein SODIUM POTASSIUM ROOT DEFECTIVE 2. The transcript is spliced from 3 exons. Bases 727 to 1137 code for a protein of 136 amino acids. The record is from RefSeq and is a predicted model, not a curated record. Lineage: Eukaryota; Viridiplantae; Streptophyta; Magnoliopsida; Malpighiales; Euphorbiaceae. Gene Ontology annotation, molecular function: metal ion binding.
AAUAUGCUCAGUGGGGGCAUGCAAAACAAAGAUGCUUAUCCAGACUAAUUUACACACAUUUUUUACUACCAGCAUGACAUGUUAUGAAGUUUGAUGUUUCUACUUCCACUAUUGGGUGGCGGUGACCCUUGUCUUCUCUUCCUUUUUGCUUCACCUCUUGAGCAUCAUGAAAUGACCUUUUCUUUUCUUUCUUUCCUUUUUUUUUUUUUUUUGUUUUCUUUGGGGCUUACAGUGAAAUAGGCAUUUAUAUCCCUUGCCUUUAGUGCAUGUUAUAUGUGUUCCCCCACUUUUAGUUCCAUACUAUACUCCAUUGCUGAUUAAUUAAAUUUCAUUCUCACAUGAAAGUUCCCUCCUUCCAAGCCUUUUUAUCGAAGGUAGAAUAGAUCCCGUCUUCUUUUAGUUCAUCACAUGACACGAUCUCUAUUUGGGUUCUUGAGUACCUUUUUUUCUCUACAUUUUAAUCAGCGAUCUAUACAUGAAAAUAGGUCAUCAAUCAUAAUAAUGUCUUUUCUUUUUCAUAAGUUUCUUUUGGGUUGCUCUAUCUUCUGAGCUUUUUUGCCUUUCCCAACAAAAUCUGACCUUUGUUCAGUCUAUAAUGCAUGCUGCUGGUGUGCCAUAAAGUGGUGUUUUUUAGGUAUAUAUUUAAAUAUAAAGAGAUAGAGGGGUUAGCUUCUUUGAUUUGUUUUGAUUUCUAUUGGUAGGGAAGAAAAAUAUUCUUUUGUAAAAAUGGGCAAGCUCAGUUUUGGCAAGGUAUUGGAUUGCCUUUGUCUUACCUCAGGUACAAGCUCAUGCUUCUGCAUGAAUUCUUUGGAAAGUGAAAAUGAAAUUGAGAAAACACCUCUGAUAGCAAGUGAAAAAGGCCACGGACAGGUCCUGAGAUUGAAAGAUGUUGUUUCUGGUAAUCAAACAUUGGCAUUUCAACUAAAACCCAAGAUGGUGGUGCUAAGGGUGUCUAUGCACUGCAUUGGCUGUGCAAGGAAGGUUGAGAAACAUGUUUCAAAGUUGGAAGGAGUGACUUCGUACAAAGUAGACCUAGAAAGCAAAAUGGUGGUUGUAAUUGGAGACAUAAUUCCUUUUCAAGUGCUAGAAAGUGUCUCCAAGGUGAAAAAUGCUGAGCUUUGGAAUUCUCCAUCCUGAUCAUUUUGUUUGUAUCCAUACAUGAUUCCACCUCAUGAAUACCACUACAUAUAUGAUAUGUGUAUCCUUAUUAUUUAUACAUAAAUAUUCUUUUGCUGUUUAUUUUUAUUUAUAAUAGCUUAUUAUAAUAUAUAUACCUUGUAUGAUACACAUGCCAAGUCUCCCAUCUUUUCUGUCUAAAUUAGUUACUUAUUCCAUCUGUUGCAUUUUUCUUUUAGCUUUGUUUUGUUAUGGGUGCAACUAAUGCUCAAGGCCAUUAACAUUUUCCUAAUUUAUAUCAGGGUUGAGAUUUGUUU